AUGGAAUUUUAAUUACAAGAGAAAAAUUAAGUAAGACUAAACUUAUUUAACCAAUCUAGAGUAAAACUAGUUUCAACUUAGAGUGGGUAAGUUUCUUUAAGAUUUAUUAAAACAUAUGAAGUCACUUCAAAAUAAAAAUAAUACAAUUUACAUUUGUGUUACACAUCAAGGAGUAGUUUCAUUAACUUUAAAAAUUCAAAAUAUUAGAAGUCCUUAUUAAAUUGA
This is a messenger RNA of Paramecium pentaurelia, 225 nucleotides long. NCBI's taxonomy places the organism in Eukaryota, Ciliophora, Oligohymenophorea, Peniculida, Parameciidae. The record is from the annotation of a GenBank genome assembly.